UCUUUGCUCACAAGACGCUAACAACGCCCUGCUCUAAAGCCUGUCUCCCUGUCAGACACGAGACCACAGAUUUCUCCACGACUUCCCUUCAGCCCUCGUCAUCUGCGACAUCCCAAAAUAACAGAGUAUGUUGACAAACUACCCUGCCUUCUCCAACACCUCUUCACACCUCUCUUCUCCAACUGUUUUUGACCGCCUGCGAUACUGCUGGAGCACAAGACCCGGUACUUUAAACAUCACUCUUCUCGCCGUUUUGAACAACCUCAUCCUCCUACCUCUUUGCAUCUCCGUAAUCCACGUGGGUCUGACGCGAUGGCGGCGGCAAAGGACGCCGUCGAGUCACUGCGACAUCUUCACCUACCAUAUGGUCAUAGUGGAACUGAUGAAUGUCUCGGGGUCUACACUCAGCUGUAUCAGCGCCCACACGGAUAGCGCUGCGGUGGGGGCUGUGGGUACCUACCUAUUUGCUAACGUGUUUUCUGGACAGAUGCUGUUUCACAUCCUGACUUGUGCGGAGCGAUAUCUGGCUGUAGUUCACCCCGUCACCUACCUAGGCCUGAAGAGCGCAAAAGGCAUCAGACUGAGAAACAUCGUCAUCGGGUGUGUCUGGCUGACCUGCCUCAUUGGAAUGGGCUACCUGUCGUUACCAGAUGAAAGAAUUCUCAAUCUUUUCUCAUUUUCUAUGGUACCGAUUGCUGUAGUUUGUAUCUCCUUCUGCAGCAUCUCCGUUCUUUGUGUUUUGAUGCGUCCUGGGCCUUGCAAAAGAGGGGGGAUCCCAGAGCAGGUUGACCAGUCCAAGAUCAGGGCAUUUCAUACCAUCAGCGUCAUACUAUCGGUUCUCUUGAUGCGAUUUGGGGGUCAUAUUUGUUUGAAAGCUCUGUAUGGCCAUACGAGUCAUGGCUUCAGUUGUGCAAUUGUGCUGGCCGAAUCCUGGUUCUGCCUUCCGAGCAGCUUGGUGCUACCUUUGUUGUUUCUACACAGAGCAAGAAAAAGACCACAUUGCAGGGACAACAAAUAAAUCCGCACGAGGAUCAAGCCAGAUUUUUGGCAGGGAUUUUUGAAUCCGCUACCUCUGGAUUCCACUUAAAUGCAGAUUGUUUUUGAUGAGCUAACGUUUCCGCAGAUCUGGUUUAAUGGAAUGUGACAUGUCGGAUAUUAAAUCAGACUAUUUAUCGGUGUGUUGAAGAAUCCAGAUGAAACAACAACAAAAAGCAGGUCAACUGCACUGACAUUGGGGACAGGACUUAGUGAAAGUUUGACGUUUGGGUUUCUUCUGUGUGCCUUGUUGUUCAAAUGAUUUACUGUGUUAAUCUUUCCUGAUUUAUUAACUUAUUUAACUUGCAUAUCAAAUUCAGAUUGUGACUGAAAUAAACAUAAAUUUAUGUUUAUGUAUGUACGCAUACAUAAACACCAAAUUUUCCAUCUUGUCUUUAUUUUUUAAUACUGAUAUUGUUUCAAUCUUAAUUAGUUUUUACCAUUUGUUUUUUUCAAAGUAAAUAAUUUCUAUUGAUAUCUUGAGUUGAGUUCAAAUUCUCCCACUACAAGGUUUAAAAGGCAAAGAAAAAGAUGGAACUAGAGAGCAAAAUGCAAAGAUAAACAUAACAUAGAAUAAUGUAAAAGUAUAUUUAAUAGUUAAAUAACAUAUCAUGUUAUGUGAUAAUACCGCACAACUACAUUGUAAGUGGAUGUACAGCA
Messenger RNA from Fundulus heteroclitus (mummichog), 1695 nucleotides. RefSeq lists its product as uncharacterized. Bases 128 to 1018 code for a protein of 296 amino acids. The record is from RefSeq and is a predicted model, not a curated record. NCBI's taxonomy places the organism in Eukaryota, Metazoa, Chordata, Actinopteri, Cyprinodontiformes, Fundulidae. The transcript has 2 exons.